AUGGCUGAAUUUUGUGCUCUAUGUGAUGGCUUGAAACUUAUUGUGCAAUAUGAUAUUUCUUGUUCUGAAUUUUUGAUUGAGUGUGAUUCGAUGUUUCUGAACACCAUCACAAUUGGCACUCAUCAUUCAUUGGAUCCUUUGACAAUUGUGAAGGCACGGGUUAACAAUUUUGGCAAGGCAAAUGCUCUGAUCCAGCAUGAAUUUUUUGCUGACUUGGGUCUUGUUUGUUAUGCGAAUUAG
This is a messenger RNA of Ilex paraguariensis (yerba mate), 240 nucleotides long. Lineage: Eukaryota; Viridiplantae; Streptophyta; Magnoliopsida; Aquifoliales; Aquifoliaceae. The record is from the annotation of a GenBank genome assembly.